This is a messenger RNA of Rhopilema esculentum, 959 nucleotides long. Its product is annotated as large ribosomal subunit protein uL22. Gene Ontology annotation, biological process: cytoplasmic translation. Gene Ontology annotation, molecular function: structural constituent of ribosome. Lineage: Eukaryota; Metazoa; Cnidaria; Scyphozoa; Rhizostomeae; Rhizostomatidae. Gene Ontology annotation, cellular component: cytosolic large ribosomal subunit; ribosome. The record is from RefSeq and is a predicted model, not a curated record.
GAGAGUUUGGAAGAUUGCGGAGCAGCAUUCUCUGACGCUGCGAUCAAUCUCGUCUUCAUGUCGAGGAACUGAGUAUCCUUCCUGAGGCCUCUUGUAAAUCGCCAAGCUGUGGAUAAAGGGUCAAGAUGACCAGGUACGCAACUGACCCGGAAAACCCAACAAAAUCAUGCAAGGCACGUGGCUCUUAUCUAAGGGUACACUUCAAAAAUACCCGUGAAACAGCUCAAGCUGUGAAGAAAAUGCAUAUCAGAAAAGCCUACCGCUAUCUGAAGGAUGUAGUUGCCAAGAAACAAAUUGUCCCAUUCAGAAGGUUCAGUGGAGGUGUUGGAAGAAAGGCCCAAGCUAAGAACCACAAACAUUCUCAAGGAAGGUGGCCAGAAAAGAGUGCCAAAUUUCUUUUGCAGCUUCUGAAGAAUGCAGAAAGUAAUGCAGAAGUCAAGGGUCUUGAUGUUGACUCUCUGGUGAUUGACCACAUUCAAGUAAACAGAGCUCCUUACAUGAGAAGAAGGACUUACAGGGCCCAUGGAAGAAUUAAUCCUUACAUGAGCAGUCCUUGCCACAUUGAAAUGAUCCUGACAGAACGAGAACAAGUUGUACCACGUGGCGAAGAAGAAGUUGAAGUCAAGAAGGUUUCAAAGAAGAAGUUGGCCAGAGAAAAGUUGAAAUCAAGGGAAUAGACUUUUGCAAUUUGUGUAUAAUUCAGAGCUACCAAAAAACUGUCUCUUACUUGUUCAUCUUCCUGAAGUUUCAAUUAGUGAUGUCUAACAAACUGUAUAUAUGAAUAUAUACAAAUACAUACUAAAAAAUAUGAAGUCUCUAGGAAAGGAUUGAUGAAAUGUAAGUUUGAAAUGAUGUCUUAAUUUGCAUUGAAAAGACAGCAGCUAUCAUGAUAGGAUAAUCAACUUUUGAGCAAUAUUGAAAGAGCAAGGCAGGUGAAAUGACACUAUCCUGCUAAUGUA